Trichomonas vaginalis G3 is the source of this 161-nucleotide messenger RNA. RefSeq lists its product as uncharacterized. NCBI's taxonomy places the organism in Eukaryota, Parabasalia, Trichomonadida, Trichomonadidae. The annotation marks the transcript as partial. The transcript has a single exon. The record is from RefSeq and is a predicted model, not a curated record.
AUGGAGUACAAGGAUGAUUCCGAGUUCUUGGAUGAUAUCCAGAAGUCCAAAACCCGAUCCAAGGAAAUCGUGAGAAUGCAAAUGCACUUAGCUUAUCGUGAUGAAUCAGAGCCCGCAAGUGAAGAUGAAAAUCAAGCACCAGCUAAUGCCGAAGAAUUUAA